Messenger RNA from Arachis stenosperma, 1706 nucleotides. Its product is annotated as organic cation/carnitine transporter 4-like. The record is from RefSeq and is a predicted model, not a curated record. Lineage: Eukaryota; Viridiplantae; Streptophyta; Magnoliopsida; Fabales; Fabaceae. The transcript has 2 exons. Gene Ontology annotation, molecular function: transmembrane transporter activity. The coding region runs from base 34 to 1545 and encodes 503 amino acids. Gene Ontology annotation, cellular component: membrane. Gene Ontology annotation, biological process: transmembrane transport.
UAUAGAGAGAAGCAAUUACAAACUACUGCAAAAAUGUCGGCGGAGAAGAAUAGUGAGGCGGUGGUGGAAAAGCUGAGCAUCGACGAGAUGCUUCAGAAGCACUGUGGCGAGUUCGGGAAGUGGCAGCUGAAGCACUUCGUUCUCACAAACCUUGCUUGGACCUUCUACGCCUUCCACAUAAUGGUGAUGCCGUUCGCCGACCGCAUUCCGGAGUGGCGGUGUGUUGGCAGAGAUUGCGAGGGCGGUGGAAGUGUGUGCGAACUGAGGCCGGGGGAGUGGGAGUGGGUUGGAGGACGCAGCGGCUCCACCGUGUCGGAGUGGGGACUGAUUUGCGGUGAUAAGUUCAAGGUUGGUCUUGUCCAGUCCAUUUUCUUUGCUGGCUGCAUGAUAGGAGCUGGAAUAUUUGGUCACCUCUCGGAUUCAUUUCUAGGAAGAAAAGGUUCACUCACAGUGGCAUGUGCUCUAAACGGCAUCUUUGGUUGCAUAACAGCAUUUUCUCCUAACUAUUGGAUCUACACCAUCCUUCGCUUCCUCACCGGUUUCAGCUCCGGUGGCGUGGGUCUCUGCGCCUUCGUUCUUGCCACCGAGCCAAUCGGUCCCACCAAGCGUGGCUCUGCCGGCAUGUCAACCUUCUACUUCUUCUCAUCUGGAAUCGCACUCGUCUCACUUGUCGCCUACAUUUUCCAUAUGUGGCGCCACCUCUACAUCGCCGCCUCCAUCCCCUCUCUCUUGUAUGUCUUCAUUGUCAUUCCUUUCCUGUCCGAGUCCCCGAGAUGGUACCUCGUUCGAGGAAGAAUAACCGAGGCCACACAGAUAAUGGCAUUGAUUGCUUCCUCCAAUGGGAGGCACCUCCCCAGUGGAGUUUUUCUUGCACUCGACGAAGAAUCAUCAACUAAUGAAGAAGAAGAAGAAUUUCUGAUGGAGGACAAAGUUGCACAAAUUGGAUCCAUCGUGGACGUGAUUCGAUUCCCAAUGACAAGAACAAGGUUACUCGUUGCAAUAGUUCUCAACUUUGUAGGGUCUUUGGUUUACUAUGGUAUAAGCUUAAAUGUGGUUAAUUUGAAAACCAACCUUUACAUGAACGUAGCGUUGAAUGCGAUCGCGGAGAUGCCGGCGUUUGGAAUAACGGCGGUGUUAUUAGAAAGGUACGGAAGGAAGCCGUUAACAAUAGGAACAAUGUGGUUUAGUGGAUUCUUUUGUUUGUUGGGCAGUUUGAUGAAGAAUGUUGGGAUUUGGAAGAUUGUGAGAAUGGUGUGUGGUAUUUUGGGUGUAUUUGGAAUGGCUGGGACUUAUAAUUUGUUGUUCAUAUACACGGCAGAAUUGUUUCCGACGGUAGUGAGAAAUGCGGCGCUAGGGUGUACUAAUCAAGCGGCGGAAAUGGGGGCGAUAUUGGCGCCGAUUGUGGUGGUUUUGGGAGGGUGGUUGCCGUUUGCAGUGUUUGCGGUAAGCGGGAUAGUGGGUGGAGCAUUUGCAUUUCUUUUGCCGGAGACUCAUAACCAGCCAUUAUAUGAUACAUUUGCUGGAUUGGUGGCAGCAAGUGUGUGAUUGUAAAAAUGUUGUUUAAGUCAUGGAACAAAUAUUAUUGCUUACAACCUAAUUGGUGCCAUGAUGAGCAGCCAAUUACCCGGUAUUCAUGUAAUAAAAAGACAGUGCAAGUAACUUUUUUUUUGUCACUUUUUAUGUCUGUAAUGUACAUGCCUUUGUCU